Messenger RNA from Vanessa atalanta (red admiral), 1531 nucleotides. It is a transcript of the gene MED18, whose product is annotated as mediator of RNA polymerase II transcription subunit 18. Gene Ontology annotation, biological process: regulation of transcription by RNA polymerase II; termination of RNA polymerase II transcription. Gene Ontology annotation, molecular function: transcription coregulator activity. NCBI's taxonomy places the organism in Eukaryota, Metazoa, Arthropoda, Insecta, Lepidoptera, Nymphalidae. Gene Ontology annotation, cellular component: core mediator complex; mediator complex. The coding region runs from base 217 to 885 and encodes 222 amino acids. The transcript is spliced from 5 exons. The record is from RefSeq and is a predicted model, not a curated record.
CUGUCAAAAGUGUCAAAUACCAAUUGUCAUUGUCAAUGUAAUAUUAAUAAAUUUGAGUUUACUAAUUUGUGAAUUCAGUUUUCAUUUAAUUAAAACUGUGUUAUAUGUUUAUUUUAAUAACCUCUAAGUAUUUGUCUAUAUAGUUAUGGUAUACAGCGUUAAGAACUCUAAUAUACAUUACAUAUUUUUAUAAGAUUACAAGAAAUAACAGACACAAUGGCUGUGAACGCUGCUCCUAUAACAGCGACCGACAGUUUAUCCCAAGCUUUAAAAGCAAACAUUAUACCUAAUCAAGAAUAUUUAUUACAAGGCUCAGUUUUAGAUUCGGCUGUAGAAGUUCUUCUACACCGCCUUCGCGGUCUCUGCGACAAUGUUGAUGCAGGUCCAGAAACGUUUGAUGAUCAAGAAGUUUGUUUUAGCUUGAGAGAUCCUAAUCAGCAGUCAACACCAUUAACCCUACGUGUAAGGAAAGCUUUAGAUGCAAGAGAUAUGCCUUACCAGUUGAGAUAUAUUGGACAGCCAGACUUGGGAGACAAAAAUAGACCAACUGUUGUGCGAUCAAGCCUUGACAUAGCUUGUAGUGGAAUGCUCAUUGAAUUCCUCAAUGAAUUAGGAUGUCGAAUUGAAUUUGAAUAUAGUGUUAAAGGCUACAUGUUUAGAAAAGGAAGAAUGAAAAUAACAGUAGCAAAGGUGUUCAAAAUAUCUCAGAGUUCAAUGCCUCCAGAGCCUAUCUCACAAAGUUACCUUGUGGAACUGUCUGUAUUAGCCCCUCAAGGACAAGAUGCUAUUGGUGAAGAUAUGCGUGCAUUUGCAGACCAACUGCGACCACUUGUCCAACUGGAUAAAAUAGAUUAUAAACGACUAGGUCAUAUGUCAGUCACAUAGCCAAUGUUUCUUACUUAGGUAGGCUUUACACUGAUUAUUUUAAAACAAAAAAGUUAAGUAUAAAGCCUGCCUUAGUAUAUUACAAUAAUGUACCCAUUCCAAAUGGGAAAUAUUUUUGCAGAUACAUCUAAACAAACAUAAUAUAAACUAAUUUAUAAUUUAUUACUCAAUAUAAAUAUACUUUUAUAUUUUUUUGUACAUCUUGAAACAUAAACUUGGAAAAUUGACAAAGCUGAUGUACAAGAGGUGGCAAUGUUAUAGAUUCAAGACUAACUUAACGCAGAUGAAAAAUUUAUGGAAAUGUAUUUCUUUAUUAAUGUACAUUAAAUUAAUGUCUAUAGUCAGAGCUGUUAGGUUAUAUAAUUAAAAAAAAACAAUUAUGUAUUAAAAAUAUUUCCAUUAAAAAUAACAUCUUGGAAAAAAUAAUAUUAUGUCAACUCUUCUAACAUGCAGUAGUCAUCUGUCAUAACGUUAUUUGUAUAAUAAAACAAAAUAGUUUUUUUUAUUUUGGAAAAAAAUAAUGUAAAAAUUGGUACUGUUAGUUACUCUUUGUGUUAUUUUAUAAGAGAUGCAUACUUUAAUUAGUCAAGUUACAUAAAUACAAUAGGUUAACACAAUUAAAUUUUAAAUAUGAACAUUCUUAAAC